AUGUCUCUAUCAUCCACAGAAACGAAAGAAUGGCUGGAUCGUGUCCAAAAAUAUUUCGAAGAAGAGUUUGAGAAAGACAUUGCUCCCAAUGUGUGCGUUUUCAAAGUCCCCAAAUCACUCAGCUCUGCCAAGCCUGAGGCUUACACCCCCCAACUCAUCGGCUUAGGACCCUAUCACCACCUCCAGCCUCAGCUCAGGGAGAUGGAGCGAGUCAAGCUCAGCGUCGUGAAGAGGCUCCACCGGAAGUCCGACCGCUGGAGCUUCUCUGAGCUCACAAGCAAGCUCUCUAAGUUGGACCUGUAUGUCCGCGCGUGUUACCACAAGUUCUUGGACAUCGACGCCAAAGCGCUGUCGUGGAUCAUGACCCUCGACGCCCUCUUCUUGUUCUAUCUUCUCUGCCUGCAUGCCAUGGGCAAGAAGAUCGAGCCAUCAUCACCUUUGUGGGGCCUAGCCAACAGCGUGGGCAAGAAGCUCGCCGAGGAUGCCAUACUGAGGGACGUCAUGAUGUUAGAGAACCAAAUCCCGCUGUUCUUCUUGGAGAAUAUGGUGAAGGUCGGGUCCGCGGCGCUAGAAGAUGCCGAGAGGAAGACGAUCGAAGAGAACUUCCCCGGUAUGCUGGUUGGGUUUUGCAAAGCUGUCUCGCCACUCGAAGAGACGAUCAAGGAGCCCGACCCCAAAGGUUUGAAGCACGCGCAUUUGUUGGAUCUUCUUUAUAGUAUGGUCGUGAGGAAAGAGGAUGAAUUCAAGAUUGAUAUACCUGCCGACACCAUCGACGUUGAAGAAGAUCUUUAUCACCCCCGCGAUAUGGUACCGACGUCUAAUGAUAUUGACAGUACUGCUCGGAUGGAGUUCUUAACUAAAAGCGGGUUCAAACUGCCGUCUUUCAAGGACAAAAUUAGACCCCAUGCUUUACUGUUGCAAGACAUUAUGAAAAUCCUUCCUCAGAAAAUUGAACUCUCUACCCUCGAUUCGUUCGGGCGUGGAGAAGCUCCCGCUGUAGAGAAAGGAUUGAUCCCAACAGCAUCCUCUCUCGCCAAAGCCGGCGUAAGAUUUGGCAAAACGAAGUACAUAGAAGAAACAUCAUUCGAUGAGAAAACGCGCACGUUUCGACUUCCUGUGAUCAAGCUCAGCAUCAACUCGGAAGUCGUGAUACGGAACUUGGUGGCAUACGAGGCGAUGGCGAUCUCCGGUCCCUUGGUGCUCGCACGCUUCAUGGAGAUGAUGGACAGCCUGCUCGACACCCCGCAAGACGUGAAGUUGCUCAGGAAGCACGGCAUCAUCACGGGCCAUCUCAAGGACGACGAAGUGGCCCAUCUGUUCAAUGGCAUGAGCCGUUCUAUGGAGGCGCACGGCCAUUGCCAACUUAACAAGACGAUCGAGAAAGUUAACCAGUUCUACAACGCUAGGCCGAGCAUCAAAGCCCUAAAAAUGAUAGAGCAGUACGUGUAUGGCGCUUGGAAGGUCCUGGUAACGGCGGCGACCCUCCUCUUCCUUCUGCUCACGGCGCUACAGACUUUCUGCUCGGCUUACAGUUACUCGAGCCUGGCCGCUAUUGACAAACUUAACCCGAUCUGGCCUUGGUCUCCACGGGUUUCCUCGUGA
Eucalyptus grandis is the source of this 1602-nucleotide messenger RNA. Its product is annotated as putative UPF0481 protein At3g02645. The record is from RefSeq and is a predicted model, not a curated record. Bases 1 to 1602 code for a protein of 533 amino acids. Lineage: Eukaryota; Viridiplantae; Streptophyta; Magnoliopsida; Myrtales; Myrtaceae. The transcript has a single exon.